Messenger RNA from Peromyscus leucopus (white-footed mouse), 1838 nucleotides. RefSeq names its product transcription elongation factor SPT5-like. The record is from RefSeq and is a predicted model, not a curated record. The coding region runs from base 1 to 963 and encodes 320 amino acids. NCBI's taxonomy places the organism in Eukaryota, Metazoa, Chordata, Mammalia, Rodentia, Cricetidae. The transcript has 4 exons.
AUGAAACUUCCAGGCAAUGCCACCGUGUUUCCGCUUCCAGAGCGCCUGUCCCCCUCCUGCCUCCAGCCUCUGGCCCAGAACUCGCACCUAGCAUCACUAGUGCCUGCGGCCGGCGGCAGCGGUGAAGUGGACCGGGGCCCGAGCUGUCCAGGGUCACCCCCUCCCCCUGCCGGGCCUCCCCCACCUGGCGGCCCUCCGCUAGGCCACGCGUUUCCUGCUCGCCGGAGGUGGGGGGGGGGAGCGACACUUGGGGGGGGAGGAGGGUCUCGGGAGCGCGCGCCUCAGCGGGCGGGCGGCUGGGAGGGAGGCGAGUGGGGAGAGCGAGCGGCUGCGGGGAGCAAGUCGAAGAGGCCGCGGCCAGACCCACGACUGGGCUCGGGGCUGUCCCCUGCGCUUUCCGGUCGUUCCAGGCGGCGGCUGCUGCCCUGCUCGGCUUCGCGAAGCUGCAGGACCUGGGGAGCCCUCGGCACGCCGCUCGGGCUCCCCUCUCUUCGCGCCCCCCUCCUCCUGUCCUUCUUCCUCCCCCUUUCUCGUUCCCCCUCCUCCCUUUCCCUCCUUCUCCUAGGCGUACCUUGCCGGGGACCAGUGGCUUCUUCUUCCACGACCACGGGCACGACACUGCCUUCAUUACUUCAGUUGAAAGCGUCUCCAGGUACCAGCCGGGGUGGCCAGGCGGCCCAUCGAGGCCCCAAUCGUGCCAGGCCUGCGGUGGCAUCCUCGGAUGGAUCCCCAGGGCUGGAGGAGCCUCGAGUUCUCAGCGCUGUGCCUUGCAGCCCGCCUCACGCUUUCCGCCCCGGCACCUGGCCCGGGGCAGGUACGGUCAGGAUUGAGUGUGCGGAGGAAGGGGUGCGUAAGGGAGGCUGUUCAGGACCGUGGUUUUUGGCCUGGUGGGCCUCUGCGCAGACAAGGCCUCGGUUACGAUCACGACCGGAUGGCGGCGGCCUUGCGUUAGCGGCUGCCUGAGAGAUCCGCUGAGGGGGCACCCGCGGCGUCUUUGUGUGCCCACACCGAGGGCAGGGAAGCCUUCACCAUGCUCCCCCGGUUCGGAAGCUGGAAUCGGAGCUGAAGCCCAGCCUAGGUUCUGUGGAACCUGGCUACCGAGAGAGCUCCAGCAGGAAGUUUCGGGCCGGCUCUGCCAGCUUUCCGGGUCCUAACUCGGGCUUUGACCGUGAGGAAGGAGGCUCGCUGGGGCCAAGGCUUGACUGCGGGCUGGCUUGCCAGCCGGAGCGGAUCCAGAAAAUGUUAGCCUCGCCCCCUCCCCCUUGUGCAGCUGGGUGUUUGAGAAGGGGGCUUUUCUAGCUCCAAUACAUUUUAAAUGAGUGAAAAACAAUGCCAAAUUCAAGAACUAAGAGGGCACAAACGAGUAUUGGUUCUAAAUUGUAGUCUAUGAAAGCCACCCCAACCACUCUCAAUACGGAAAACUGAGAGCAAACCUUAUCCCUGCUGCAACUCACGCACGCCUCGAGACCACAGAACUCUGUUUCCGUUCCCAGCUCAGGCUAGGAAUUGUUUUUAUUGCUCAGCCCAACAACCUGUUAUCUGAAAGGCCAGCUCCCCCGGUUCCCUCAACUCUCCUCUGCCAUUUUCUGGAUCAGGGUAUUGGAUUUACUUCAGAGGCCACGGUUUUAGGAAGACUCUCAAUUGAAAAUGCGGUGGUUUGUAAUUUCACCCACAUAUCGUUUCUAAAUGUGCAUACAACCCCCUUUCACGUCCAAAAGAAAGCAGGAGUAAAAAGCUAAAUACUCUAGCAUCCAAUCUCUGGGCUCACAAGAACAAUGUCUGCUUUGGGGAAUUUUUUUCCCUUUCUGCCCACCAGUAAACAGCUGCUUGAUACUCAA